AUGGAGGGGAGGAGGCGGCGUCGUCGCUCGUCGUGCCACGGAAGCCAGCGGCGGCGGUGUGCGGUGAAGAUGGCGCUGGGGCGCAAGGUUCGCGAGCUGCGGCGGCUGGUGCCCGGCGCCGCGGCGAUGCCUGCCGAGCGCCUGCUCCUCCGUACCGCCGCCUACAUCUUGCGCCUCCGGGCGAGGGUCGAGCUCCUCAGGGCGCUCUCGGAGCUCAUCGCCGUGACCAACCAUGGCGGGAUUAUCGGCGGUGGCGGCCAUCACGACGGUGAGGACGACGCCACUAGCAAUAAUCUCUAG
Molecule: messenger RNA, 300 nt
Organism: Miscanthus lutarioriparius
Lineage: Eukaryota; Viridiplantae; Streptophyta; Magnoliopsida; Poales; Poaceae
Source: the annotation of a GenBank genome assembly